AUGCUGAGACACGUUUCAACUCUGCUGCAGGUGGGAGCAUCUUGAGUACCCGCUGCUCUGAGACGUAUGAGACCAAGACCGCACUCAUCAGCCUGUUCGGCGUCCCGCUCUGGUACUUCUCCCAGUCCCCCCGCGUGGCCAUCCAGCCUGACAUCUAUCCAGGGAACUGCUGGGCAUUCAAAGGCUCCCAGGGGUACCUCGUGGUGAGGCUGUCGAUGAAGAUCCACCCGACCACCUUCACCCUAGAGCACAUACCAAAGACUCUGUCGCCCACGGGGAACAUCACCAGCGCCCCCAAGGACUUCGCGGUCUACGGAUUAGAAAAUGAGUAUCAAGAAGAAGGGCAGCUCCUGGGACAGUUUACCUACGAUCAAGAAGGGGAGUCACUGCAGAUGUUCCCUGCCCCGAAAAGACCAGAAAGAGCUUUCCAAAUAGUGGAACUUCGGAUUUUUUCUAACUGGGGCCAUCCCGAAUACACAUGUCUUUACCGGUUCAGAGUUCAUGGCGAGCCCAUCAAGUAAAGAGACUACUCACUGUUCUUGUACAUUUUGUAUAUACUGGGACAGCCUGGAACACUGGAAUCCUUCAUGGACAUGGGCAUACAGAGAGCAGGAUAAUGUCACCCCUGAAAUAAACGCACUGACUGCCAGCAGGACAGGCGUGGAAGCGAUAAAUGCUGACACCCAGCUUGCUGUUCUGUCCACAGGAAACACUGCAUGUUGACUGCUUGGGCUCAGAGACCCGCUAGCUACAGGUGGUCUCUGUGGAAAUUCAUUUGAAUGUAUGGUUCAGAAAGACACUUACUUUUGGCCUGGGGGAUUUGUUUUUGAACAUGAAAUUCUUUGUAUUUGCUUGACAUCAGGAACAAAGCAAAGGAAGUGAAAAGGUUUGGAGUGUUCGUGAAGCCCCGACAGCGGCCUUCACAGGCCCUUUUAAAGGACCUUCUGGGGCAGAUGUGUGUUCAACCCAGCACACGUUUCUUUCAGGGAAGAACAGUGUCACCAAAGUUCAGAGUUCUGAACUCCCUUUCUUUAGGGUGAGAUUCUCCUCUCUUCGGCACCAGUAGUUCUUUCAAGUCACCAGGUGGGGAAGUAAUGAACACGGGUUCUCCUGCCUAGUUUGCUCCCACAUCUGAGAAUGAUUUUCCGUCAGGUCUUGGCGUGUGAACAUCCGUUCAGGAACCCUGGAGAGUUUCCCUUUGCAGGUUGAAGUGGGUCUGCUUCGAAAGGGGAUGGUCUGGAUCUACACAAACAUGUAAAUAGAGUUCUCAGGUCUCCACUGGGCUCAUCCCAUUAGAUUUUCCCCACAGUUUUACUUCACACUACGAAUAGGAACCAAGAAAUCCAAUCUUUUGGAUAUGUUCAGGUUUUGUGUUGAAUUUUUCUGGAGAAGCAAACACUAACAUGCUCUAGGUCUUUCAGGGGCUUAUGCUUUUAUUCCACUGAUGGUUAUUAAAGGAGAUUGUCCCGUGUGGCAAAUUCAUGAAACCAGGACAUUUGGUGAUUAGGUUUUCUUACAGCAGCACUUUGUACUGGCUCUGGUUGGGAUUUGCCUUUUAAUUACAGCUGUUGGCCAUUCUCUUUCAAUUCCUGUGAGACUUGCUUUGGUUAUAAUUAGUAUUUAAUAUUUAGACUAUUUUACUGAGCAGACUUUAUAAAUGAGAUAUCUGCAAGGCACUUAAAGUGUUACAGAUGUUUGACCUUAAAAAUUAUUUAAGUUUUAUUGGGUUAAGACAGUCUUUUGGUGUACCAUAAAUGUUGUAUUUUCAGAAAAAGAUAAAAUGAUGGUGCUGACUGGUUUUCUGAAGAGUUUUAUGUAUAUUGCACAACAGUCCUCAGAUAUACAAAAACUACAUAACUAGCAUUUUUUUCACUCUUGUUAGAACUGAAACUAAUGCCUAUGCAGUUAAGUUGGGUAAAGUGUAUACAGAUGUUUCAUAUAUUACAGGAUACAUAUAUAAAUCAAAAUUUCCUAUAUAAAACUAAAUUUGGGAGAUGGGGUGGAAAUAUUUUGAAUAUUAAUUUAUUUUUAAAGAUGAGAGAUAGGACUUUGUGCAAUGUAUUUUUGUAAAUGCUUUUCAAAAUAUUUGUCAUUGGUAGAGCUUCUUUCGCUGCCACCAAAUUGGUAAGAUGCUAUCGAAACGUUUAAAUAAAGAGUUUUAAUUUUUAAAAAAAUGCAUGUGAUAUUUCAGAUGAACAAUAAACAGUGUGUU
This is a messenger RNA of Physeter macrocephalus (sperm whale), 2212 nucleotides long. RefSeq names its product SUN domain-containing protein 1-like. The transcript has 4 exons. Gene Ontology annotation, molecular function: protein-membrane adaptor activity. Lineage: Eukaryota; Metazoa; Chordata; Mammalia; Artiodactyla; Physeteridae. The annotation marks the transcript as partial. The record is from RefSeq and is a predicted model, not a curated record. Gene Ontology annotation, cellular component: meiotic nuclear membrane microtubule tethering complex; nuclear envelope.